ACAAACAAAACAACAACAAAAAUAAAAAAUAAAUCUGAAAUUGAAAUAAUUGUCUACUCAUUCAUUAAUGUCAUGGUGCUUCGUCAAUCUUAAUGUUGUAAUCAAAUUGUCAAUGUUGAAAUGAAUAGAAAUAUGUUUGAAAAAGUGGGAAUGAACCUAUGACGACAAGAUAUGACAAUUUUUGUUUUAUUUUUCCUUAUAUGGCCGUCAAUAUGUUCUUCUACAGUUACUGCAGCGGAAGAAAGAAAAGACAUGAAGGACGUUCCUUUUAUUGUUAUAGAACCUCUUUUUUCACGUGAGUUUGGUCCAUCCGUGGUGAAACAAGUCCAAGACACACUCAACUUGACUUGCACUGUAUUUUAUAGCCCAUUGAACUUGGAACCGAGAUAUAACAUCACAUGGACAACUCCCAUCAGUUUAUCAAACAGUAAGAACCAUGUAGUGAUUCAAGCAGCUUCAUCCAACUCGGUGAAUCUUGUGGUGCCACAUCUGGAGUCCAGAGAUGAAGGAAUUUAUGCCUGCAGUGCACAGCCCUUUGACUCGUUGGAGCCUAACGAGACACUGUUCACUACAGUUAGGGUCAAUAUAAAAAACCGAAAGUGUGCUAACACCAUGUUUGCGUGCAGUUCAUCAAAACAUCAAGGGUGCAUUCCACAGAGGUACAAAUGUGACGGCUACCAAGAUUGUCAGAAAGGGGAGGAUGAGGACCAGAUUCUUUGUGGUGUCUCUCCGUGCAGUGACAAAGUGCAAUGUGAAGAUCCUCUUACUUCUAUUGUACGUUGUAUUCCCAAAACUUGGUGCUGUAACAUCAGAGUGGACCCCAACUGUACUAGGGAACCCCUCUCGUGCUGUCCACCCAUAUUUUUCAAACCAUAUGUGGAUGAGAGAAACUACUUUGGAAAUCAACCUCAUAUGACAGAUAUGACUUUUAUCCAAACAACCAUCUAUACUGUUAUUGGGUGUGUUUUGGUGUUCAUGAUUGUCAUGACUGUGUUGGUGAUUGCUAUUUGUCGAGUCCACAUGAAGCGUUCUCUGAUGUCGCAGUGCCCGACAAACCCUUCACAGACAUCUCAACUUUCUCAGAACACACCGAUGUAUGACUUGGACGUUUAUCUGAACCGAGGCUGUGUUGUGGAUCGUGACCUUGCCCCUCCAGGGUUUCUGGUGACCUAUAACAUCAACAAUGGAGUGCAGAUUGUGGGUCACACAAUAGAUCCUCCGCCAUAUUGCGAGGUGAUAUGUUCUCCCCCCAAAGAAGGGCCUCCUCCGCCUUACUCUUCCAGAGAAACUUUGAACAGAAGUCUGCCUGAAACAGAGGCUCUCCUACAACAGCCUUCCACAUCAAUGCCUUCACAUUCAGCCCUGCAAGGUGAAAAUGAAUCCAGAGAAGGGAUGCCCAACAGUAACCAGUGAUCAUCCAAAGCUUUACUGUAUACGUUAAUAGUUAUUUAGUAGUAAAGACCCUUGUGAUUACAUAUCUUAAGAGAUAUUUUCGAUAUAUUAUGUUUACAAUAUUGAACAGGUCUAGAAUUUACUUUUUGAGAUUGUAUGUACCUAGUACAAAAAUACUGCUAAGAACGUUCCUGGAUUCAAAUAAACUUACCUAGCAGAUGUUAGGUAAAUUAAGAAAGAAUAAACCAUCAUUAUUCAGUUUUACUGGUCAGUUGACACUGAAUAUAAUUUGUUGUUACCUCAACUUUUGGUAGGAUUAGCUUUAUACACUAUAUUUUGUACAGUACCUCCUUGGGUUUUAAGAAAACAUCUUCCAUUCACCAAAUUUAUUUUUAUACUAAAUGAAACUCACAAAAUUCUUUCUAGUCUUAAUCUGAGUAUGCCAUACUAAACAGUAAACAGUAAACAUAAGUUUUUAUUUCAAAAAAUCAUUCCAACAUAGGAUUUAUAAAAAAUUAAGUCCUCAUACAUUAUUAUCUUCUCUUUCCAAUAACCAAGGUAAGUUUUAAAGAUUUUUUUUUCAAACAGUUGUUUUCUAUGAAAUAGUAAAUCUGAGGGCUGUUUGUAAUUGAAGGCCUCCAUUGAGCUCCCGUCCCAGCCAAGUGAGUUAGUUCAAAUCUGAAACAACCGUUUUGUUAUUAAUACUUCUUCAUCCAUUACCAUUCUAGCCAGUUCACCCCCCUAUACGAGGAUUAGGCCUGUCAAUCAUCGUAGUAGCUGAAAAAAAAUGAGGAAGAGCCAAUGCUCUCACCAAGUAUGAAACACGCUCUGUGAUGAGGUUUUUCUGUAGGAAGGGAGUCAACCUCUGUUUAAAUCCGUUGCCAACUAACAAAUGUGUUGUAGAAAAGAGCUUUGAUGUAGGAAAUGUGCACAAGUGGCAUAAGGAGUUCUUUGAAAGCCGUACAUAUCGACACACCAGCUCGGCAGCAGGUGUUUAAGUUUAUCAAUUUCCAUUGAGACAGUGAUUGUAUUUAAAAAAAAAACUUUGCUAAAAUGUUUAAUUGUUUAAGACUACCAUACAACGACAUCCUUACUACAAUCCUUAACAUUCUUAUAGAGACUUCCCUUAUCAGUUCAGCAAUUUCUCGUUCAGUCACACAAAAUUGUCACAAUAUUGGUCACUGCCUCAAAUGAGACCAAUAAACCAUAUAAAUUGGCCUACACAAUGAAAAACAUCCUACAAAUGUUAACAACCUCCUAUCCUUCCACCAACUACACACAUUUUCUAUGACACUUUACUCGGGCCGUUUUAGUAAAUGGGCUCCGGGCCCAGGGGCACAAGGAAGGGAAAAAUUACCCUGCAAGGAAGAGAGAAGAGGGCCCAAGUAUCUCUUGGGGCCCAUAGCACAUCAUAUGCAACCGCAGGCCUGACUUUACUCGAUUUACAUCCGGCAACUGGUGAGAGACUUUGUCUACAGUUGACUGCUGACACCACAAAUAUCCAGUCACAGAAUGUGAAUUUUUACCUGACGGAAUUGUUAGUUUUCUUUUGCAAUGUUAUUGAAUACCAUGACAAGACUAGUAAUCCCAUUGGGAACAGGCUAGAGGAGUAUUGGGUGAAGUUGAGAACACGUCUGUGGUCUCAAAUUUGAACUAACUUGCUUAGCUGUCACGGGAACCUGAUGGAAAUCUUAAUUUACGACAACCCUCGUAGUAUAAUAAUUUACCAAAGAAAAUGCAUACAGUUUAUGAUCAAUACUAGUACACUGGCAUAGGGAGUAUGCAUUGCAAAUGAUAAACCACACAUUCUAUCUGAAUCUGUGCUGCUACAAAUCAAAAUUUAACUUUGUCCAUCUGAUCCGAAUCCAAACCAAAUGUACUCACCCCUAAUCGUAUGAUUUCAUUCUGUUAUAUAGUAAUUGUGUUUAUGUUUUACUGCAGUUUAUAGGGACAUGUUUUUUACCCUACUGUUGGAUGGAAUUUAACAAGGUUAAUUUUGCUCGAAUUAUUAGAAUAAGACAUAUUGUUGAAAAUUGUACACGGUUAAAUACUUACUGCAAAAAAAUAUUGUUCUAAGUAAUCAAGAAAUGUUAAUACCAGUACCUCCUAAAUAGUUUUACAAAAUAAUUAGUUCCAUAAAAACAAGUUUAGUUAGAAUGGCUUUAUACAUAUGAGAACCAGAUAUUAAGGUAUAUUUGUAUUGAAUAUAUAUUUUUUUAAGGUGAAAAUGUAUAUAAUUUAUUUAUAUAAGUAGUUUAAGAUUAAAUUUGUUAUAAAAUUGAAUGUCUGGUAAUGUCUAUACAGAUUUGUUGACAUUAAAAUUACUGUACAGUUGUGAACAUAAAAUAUUACUGACUUGUCAUUGGACAAACACAUUUUACCAGAAAAACAUGCAGUAACCCUGAAUCACCUCCUUCAUCUCAUUGCUAUGCUGUCCUUUUAAUUUUGUAGAGUAAACUAUCAUACAAUUUGUAUCUUAUUCUUGUACACCAAUAUUCUGAUAUCAAGCAUCACAUUUUGAUGAUUCUAAAUAAUUUGCAUUCUACUUGUUUGAAAUUCACUUGUUUACACAUUUUCACAAUGUUGUAGUUGAAUGCUCAUAAAGUUAUAAACGUUCAGAUUUAAAAUUAAUAGGUACAUUGGUAUGCUAAAAAGAUGUUUUUUCAUGCACAUCAGAACACAUAAAAAAUAUCAAUACAGUUUAGAGGUACUGAGGAAAACUUGAGUGUUUUUAUUAAAAUGUGUUACAUGGUUUUGCUUUUGUACAGAGAUGGGUACAUGAGAUAUUAGACAGGUAGAAACCAUGGUGGAAGGAUAAAACAUAGGUGUGAUAUUGAUAUUCCCGUCAUAGGCUGACGUCACCCAGAUUGCAAACUGAAAAUCACCUGAUUGUAACUGUCAUAUAAGUAUGUAGGCCUAUUUGUUUUUAUUUGAUUGUUAUUGUUUUUAGAAUUUUUCUUAAUAGUGAAAUGGUGUUUGCAAUCUGGGUGAUGUCAGCAUAUGACAGGAAUAAUACACCUAUGUUUUAUCCUUCCACCAUUUUGUACCCACUCAGGUUUUUUAAUGAACUAAAUUAAAUAUAUGUUGUUAUGUUUUAGCCUUAAUUUAUUUAUCCUCAAUAAACAUUUUGUUUUUGGAUUUUUUUUACAGUUGAAAAAGUUAAACCAUUCAAAACAGAACUUAUUUACCACAGUUAUAAAGUACAUUAUUUUGGAAAGGGUUAAAAAAUCAUAUUAAAAAUGUUAUAAAAGAUAAAUUUUAAAUACAAAAUUAAAUCAAAUUAAGCAUGUAACAAUGUUCACAAAUCGUGCAUAUCAUAAAUUUUCUUGCUCACUGUGUGUGGUAAUUUAAUACAUGACAUUAUUUACGUAAGUUAAUAUCACUGAGCUAUAAUUAUAACUGGAGUCACCACUCUGUGUUUAAAAAGCGUACCACUGUUUUUGCUGGUUUUAGCGAAUUAAAUAGGGAAGUAUUAGCGAAUUUCCCUAUAGGGAAGUAGCUAUUACCGUAGGUGGCAUGGUAAGACCUAGGCCCGGGACCGAUUUACUUUUUCAUUUUAAUGUCCCCAGAGGCCAAAAAAACCAUUCGUUCAAAUUUUUAUAUAUGUAUAUAAAUACUUUUAAUUGAAAAUAAAUUCAGAAAACUGGAAAUUCGCUUAGUCGGCAGGUUUGCUGCGGCGGUGAUAUUUUUUUCAAUUUUUCAUGUUGUUAUGUUGGCCUAUGAUCGUUUGGUUGGAUAGCUGUCAAAUUCGAACCAAGCAGAUGGGGUUAUUUUUGACAAGUCCAACCAACCGAGACAGUGUGACCAACAAAACAUGGCAACAAGCGGCCAUCUUGAUGGCAUGCUUUUCUCUAAUGUUCAACCAGAGAGUAGUGACUCCAGUUAUAAUCAAUUCAUCUCUAUGGUUAAUAUGUCUCAACUCAAUGUUGUUCACUCUAGAUCCUGUAAAAGGUAUUAUUUUAUGUUCAGAAUUAUAACAAAAUAGCCUCUAUUAAACAAUAUCCUUAUGCUAUGGUGCUGAUAAGAUUAAUAUAAAAUCUUCUUUCUUUUUGUUUCUGAUGUAAGUCUUGUUCAAUACAUCCCUAAAAUCUA
Molecule: messenger RNA, 5484 nt
Organism: Macrosteles quadrilineatus (aster leafhopper)
Lineage: Eukaryota; Metazoa; Arthropoda; Insecta; Hemiptera; Cicadellidae
Product: low-density lipoprotein receptor class A domain-containing protein 3-like
Exons: 10
Coding region: 172-1413 (413 amino acids)
Molecular function (GO): protein binding
Source: RefSeq, a predicted model, not a curated record